CAACCUAGAUCUCACAAAAUAUUGGAAAAAGUUCUAUGCUCUGGUUCUAUGAUUAGAAACAAGGUUUUCUUUCAAUGGAGGAACAUACACUAUCCGAAUUCAGAAAGCUGGGCGCAGAUGAAAAAACCUCCGUGAUAGCACUGCAAGUUCUUUUGGAGUUAUGCGAAGUGAAAAAGUAUUGGGACAUAUCCUACGUGUAUAAGGAAGCUUUAAAGAACAUUAUUAUCAAAGCAAGGAAGACAAAAACAGAAGCUCACAGUACAUUUAUUCCAAUUUCUUCAUAUGAAAACCUUAGUUUCCUGAAAAUGCAGGAAUUCUUGGAUGUAUGCGAUACUGAAAGUGCAUAUCUUGCUAUACUUCAUCCAGAUUCGACCUGCGUUUAUUAUGAAAUAAGUAAAGGUCUGGUAGAACCUUCGGAUACCACAGCAAAGCAUUUGAGGGUUAAUAAGAAAGAAAAAUUGGAUAUGGAAUUGAAGAAGCACUAUAAAACUAUAGAACAGGCGGCUUUAAUGGGUAUUUCUAUGACGUUACCUAGGGCAGAGGCAGGAUCAUCACAAAAUUCUUAAAAUAUGUAGUUAUAACUGGUUAAUUUAAGCCUAGCUAGGUAUAUUCUUUGAUUUAAGCGUUUCUUACAUACUGUAUAUUGGUUAAUAAAUUUUAUAUAUAAUAUAUUAAUAUAUUGGUAAAGGUGUGGAUCCGGUGGCUGACCUUGAAGCCCAUAUUUGCUGCAUUUGAUCAUCGAUACUACGCAAGU
Molecule: messenger RNA, 754 nt
Organism: Sitophilus oryzae (rice weevil)
Lineage: Eukaryota; Metazoa; Arthropoda; Insecta; Coleoptera; Curculionidae
Exons: 4
Coding region: 75-566 (163 amino acids)
Biological process (GO): tRNA splicing, via endonucleolytic cleavage and ligation
Molecular function (GO): nucleic acid binding
Source: RefSeq, a predicted model, not a curated record